Molecule: messenger RNA, 1064 nt
Organism: Colletotrichum acutatum
Lineage: Eukaryota; Fungi; Ascomycota; Sordariomycetes; Glomerellales; Glomerellaceae
Exons: 2
Coding region: 163-888 (241 amino acids)
Source: RefSeq, a predicted model, not a curated record
AGGACUAUUGUUGACAACGUUUCUCAAUUUGCCUUAGCUCAUUUCGGGCCUUCUCUUCUCACAUUGAUUGGGCAUCUUACUUCCUCCCUUCAUUAAGAGUCUCAUUGUCUUGUCACAUUCCCUGCCACUUCAGGCCCGAAAGCAACCGGGAGUUCAGUAAGCAUGCCGAUCCCGGACUUUGCCAACGAGGCAAUCUUCCCAAUCUUUGAGGGCCUCCCCAUCGAGGAACCCGGCGCCGCCGAUCCACCCUCGUACGCCGCAUCCUCGGAGCCGCCCUCCUACGCGCCGGCGCCCUCCGACCCCCCAUCCUACACGGACUCACAAUCCGGCUCCGGCACCGCCAAAUCAUCCGCCUCAUCAUCGUCGACAGCAGUCACGAGACCACCUGCGUCAUCCCACGACGCACGCGAAGAAUGGUUCCUCAUAGCGCAGGUAAAACAAAACAUGACCAUCACGAAACCGACGCUCGUGGUCGUCGAUCGUCAGCAGACAGAGUUCGCCGUCACGUUUGAGGACCGCGGCAUCGAUCUGCGGCCCGUGAAAGGCGGGUGGACGAUUGUCGUGCCGCGCGGGGUGAGAACGGCGCCUAAGGGCGGGAAGAGGGGGUUUGUCAGGGUGUCGGAGGGGAAGGGGACGGGGGUGAAGUAUAUCCCCGGCGGGCUGGAGCAGAUUGGGGAGUUGGGGGCGAGGGUGAGGGAGGAUGGGGGACGGUGGUUGAGGGAGUGUGCUGGGUGUGGGAAGGGGGCUGGGGAGGGUGAGACGUUGAAGAGUUGUACCGCUUGUGUUGUUGCGAGGUAUUGUGGCAAGGAAUGCCAGAAGGAGGAUUGGAAGAAACAUAAGGGGGACUGUAAGGUUCUUAAAGGCAUGGCGAACGCGUGGGGGAUAUGAUGCCGCCAGACGAAUGGAGUACCGGGUAUGAUUAAAGAACUAAAGAGAUGCUCUGUAUCUGAACGGUGUAGAUCUGUGACUAGAGAAGUGGUAAUGGACAAGUUCUAGUCCGCUGCAUUGAUGAUAGAAAUCACUGUGGAGGGCCCUGGGUAGACAUUAGAGCUGACAAUCACUGU